Molecule: messenger RNA, 1446 nt
Organism: Propithecus coquereli (Coquerel's sifaka)
Lineage: Eukaryota; Metazoa; Chordata; Mammalia; Primates; Indriidae
Gene: SLC25A6
Product: solute carrier family 25 (mitochondrial carrier; adenine nucleotide translocator), member 6
Exons: 4
Coding region: 145-1041 (298 amino acids)
Biological process (GO): mitochondrial ATP transmembrane transport; mitochondrial ADP transmembrane transport
Cellular component (GO): mitochondrial inner membrane
Molecular function (GO): ATP:ADP antiporter activity
Source: RefSeq, a predicted model, not a curated record
GGGGCGUGGGCGUGGCGUCGGCGCCUUAGCGGCUGCGCGGUGGCCGCCCCGUCCUUUCGGUCCCGGCGGCGGCAGCGCUGAACCAGCGGCGCCCUCCUUCGGCUCUCCGCGCCCGCGCUCCGGCCGUCCGCCCGCUCCGCCACCAUGACGGAACAGGCCAUCUCCUUCGCCAAGGACUUCCUGGCCGGGGGCAUCGCCGCCGCCAUCUCCAAGACGGCCGUGGCCCCGAUCGAACGGGUCAAACUGCUGCUGCAGGUGCAACAUGCCAGCAAGCAGAUCGCGGCCGACAAGCAGUACAAGGGCAUCGUGGACUGCAUCGUGCGCAUCCCCAAGGAGCAGGGCGUGUUGUCCUUCUGGAGGGGCAACCUGGCCAACGUCAUCCGCUACUUCCCCACGCAAGCCCUCAACUUCGCCUUCAAGGAUAAGUACAAGCAGAUCUUCCUGGGGGGCGUGGACAAGCGCACGCAGUUCUGGAGGUAUUUCGCCGGCAACCUGGCCUCCGGAGGGGCGGCCGGGGCCACCUCCCUCUGCUUCGUGUACCCGCUGGAUUUCGCCAGGACGCGCCUGGCCGCCGACGUGGGCAAGUCGGGCACCGAGCGGGAGUUCAGGGGCCUGGGAGACUGUCUGGUGAAGAUCACCAAGUCCGAUGGCAUCCGGGGCCUGUACCAGGGCUUCAACGUCUCGGUCCAGGGCAUCAUCAUCUAUCGGGCGGCCUACUUCGGCGUGUACGACACGGCUAAAGGCAUGCUCCCCGACCCCAAGAACACGCACAUCGUGGUGAGCUGGAUGAUAGCCCAGACCGUGACAGCCGUGGCCGGUGUGGUCUCCUACCCCUUCGACACUGUGCGGCGGCGGAUGAUGAUGCAGUCGGGGCGCAAAGGAGCUGACAUCAUGUACAAGGGGACCGUGGACUGUUGGAGGAAGAUCUUCAGAGACGAAGGGGGCAAAGCCUUCUUCAAGGGCGCCUGGUCCAACGUCCUCAGGGGCAUGGGGGGCGCCUUCGUGCUGGUCCUGUACGAUGAGCUGAAGAAAGUCAUCUAAGGGCGUCUGUCCCCGACGGGGCGUGGGGACCAGGAGAGUCAUGCAGAAUUCUCACCUGUGACGGACCACCCACCUUCGAGAAAUUCCAGUCGCCUGUCCCGGCCAGAUCGUGUCUGUAAGGGCCCGGGAAGGCUCCAGAAGGGGGCUCGAGACCACGCUGAUCAUUGGCAGCCGAUUCCAUGUAUUGAUUGCUGGGGGGAGGGGAACCCUGACACCGUCGUGGGCCACUCAGACCUAGAGUCCAGAUGCUUGUAGGACCCGUGUCGUGUUUAAGUAUUUAUUUAAAAAAGAAUCAUGUCUGCAUUUGUACUUAAGCACUAGCUAGUUCCUCUUUUGCACGGCCGAGUGUCUGCAAUCAUGUUCUCCGCGGGGCAUUCUGCAAAACAAUAAAAACAGGACACAGCC